GCAGUGAGAAGUUAGUGGCGCUGCUGGGACGGGGGAAAGGAGACGCUUCUUCCUCCUGCUGUUCCUCUCGUUCCCCGGAUCAGCGGCGGCGGUGGCCGCGAGUGACUCGGUGGCAUCUCCGGCUCCGCGUGCGAACCAUGCUGACCGACGGCGGAGGCGGCGGCACCUCCUUUGAGGAGGAUCUGGACUCUGUCGCUCCGCGAUCCGCCCCAGCUGGGGCCUUGGAACCGCCUCCGCCGGGAGGGGUCGGGCUGGGUCUCCGCACCGUGAGACUCUUUGGGGAGGCCGGGCCGGCGCCGGGAGUCGGUGGCGGCGGCAGUGGUGCGGGCGGAGGAGAAGCGGCGCUGGAUUUCAAGUUGGCGGCUGCAGUGCUGAGGACCGGGGGUGGAGGUGGUGCCUCUUGCAGCGACGAGGACGAGGUGUCCGAGGUUGAAUCAUUUAUUUUGGAUCAAGAAGAUUUGGAUAACCCAGUGCUUAAAACAACAUCAGAGAUAUUCUUAUCAAGUACUGCAGAAGGAGCAGACUUACGCACCGUGGAUCCAGAAACACAGGCACGACUAGAAGCCUUGCUAGAAGCAGCAGGAAUUGGCAAAUUGUCAACUGCUGAUGGUAAAGCUUUUGCGGAUCCUGAGGUACUCCGGAGACUGACAUCCUCAGUUAGUUGUGCACUGGAUGAAGCUGCUGCUGCACUGACGCGAAUGAGAGCAGAAAAUAGCCACAAUGCAGGACAAGUAGAUACUCGCAGUUUGGCAGAAGCUUGUUCAGAUGGGGAUGUGAAUGCUGUUCGUAAAUUGCUAGAUGAAGGCCGAAGUGUAAAUGAACAUACAGAAGAAGGAGAAAGUCUGCUGUGUUUGGCUUGUUCAGCAGGGUAUUAUGAAUUAGCACAAGUAUUGCUUGCUAUGCAUGCUAAUGUUGAAGAUCGAGGGAAUAAAGGAGACAUAACUCCCCUAAUGGCAGCUUCCAGUGGGGGCUAUUUAGAUAUUGUGAAACUGUUACUUCUUCAUGAUGCAGAUGUCAACUCCCAGUCUGCAACAGGAAACACUGCACUAACUUACGCCUGCGCUGGAGGAUUUGUUGACAUUGUGAAAGUGCUACUUAAUGAAGGUGCAAACAUAGAAGAUCAUAAUGAAAAUGGACAUACCCCCUUAAUGGAAGCAGCCAGUGCAGGCCAUGUGGAAGUUGCAAGAGUUCUUCUAGAUCAUGGUGCAGGCAUCAAUAAUCAUUCUAAUGAAUUCAAAGAAAGUGCUCUUACACUUGCAUGCUACAAAGGACAUUUGGAUAUGGUUCGCUUUCUGCUUGAAGCUGGUGCAGAUCAAGAACACAAAACAGAUGAGAUGCACACUGCUUUAAUGGAGGCUUGCAUGGAUGGACAUGUAGAGGUAGCACGUUUGCUUUUGGAUAGUGGUGCUCAAGUAAAUAUGCCUGCAGAUUCAUUUGAGUCUCCAUUAACGCUGGCUGCCUGUGGAGGACACGUUGAAUUGGCAGCUCUACUUAUUGAAAGGGGGGCAAAUCUUGAAGAAGUUAAUGAUGAAGGAUAUACUCCCUUGAUGGAAGCUGCUCGGGAAGGACAUGAAGAAAUGGUAGCACUACUCUUAGCACAAGGAGCCAAUAUAAAUGCCCAGACAGAAGAAACCCAAGAAACUGCUCUUACCUUGGCUUGCUGUGGGGGAUUUUCUGAAGUUGCUGACUUCCUGAUUAAGGCAGGAGCUGAUAUAGAACUUGGCUGCUCCACGCCUCUGAUGGAAGCUGCUCAAGAGGGACACCUAGAGUUGGUUAAAUAUUUGCUGGCUGCUGGUGCUAACGUUCAUGCUACAACAGCAACAGGAGAUACAGCCCUAACCUACGCUUGUGAAAAUGGACAUACGGAUGUUGCAGAUGUUUUACUUCAAGCAGGGGCCGAUUUAGACAAGCAGGAGGACAUGAAGACUAUUUUGGAGGGCAUAGAUCCGGCCAAGCAUCAGGAGCAUGAAUCUGAAGGUGGGAGGACACCUUUGAUGAAAGCUGCAAGAGCUGGUCAUUUGUGCACUGUUCAGUUUCUUAUUAGCAAAGGUGCAAAUGUGAAUAGGGCUACAGCAAAUAAUGAUCACACAGUAGUGUCUCUGGCAUGUGCAGGAGGCCACCUGGCAGUUGUUGAGUUACUCUUGGCUCAUGGGGCUGACCCUACUCAUCGACUCAAGGAUGGCUCAACAAUGCUCAUCGAAGCUGCAAAGGGUGGCCACACCAAUGUUGUUUCUUACCUUUUGGAUUAUCCAAACAAUGUUCUGUCAGUUCCUACCACAGACAUGUCUCAGCUCACCCCACCUUCUUCUCAAGAUCAAUCUCAGGUUCCACGUGUACCAAUGCAUACCCUUGCCAUGGUUGUACCUCCCCAGGAACCUGACAGAACUUCACAAGAGAACUCUCCUGCCCUUUUAGGAGUACAAAAAGGUACAUCCAAGCAGAAGUCCAGUUCCCUGCAGGUAGCAGAUCAGGACCUACUGCCACCUUUUCACCCAUACCAGCCUUUGGAGUGCAUAGUAGAGGAGACCGAAGGCAAGCUGAAUGAACUGGGACAAAGAAUUAGUGCUAUUGAAAAAGCACAACUUAAGUCAUUGGAGUUAAUUCAAGGUGAACCUCUGAACAAAGAUAAGAUAGAAGAACUUAAAAAAAACAGAGAAGAGCAAGUCCAGAAGAAGAAGAAAAUACUGAAGGAACUGCAAAAAGUGGAAAGACAGUUGCAGAUGAAAACACAGCAGCAAUUUACCAAAGAAUACUUGGAGACCAAAGGUCAGAAAGACACAGUAUCUCUACACCAGCAGUGCUCUCAUAGAGGAGUCUUCCCAGAAGGGGAAGGAGAUGGUAGUCUCCCAGAGGAUCCCUUUUCAGAGUUACCUCAGGUUGACACAAUCUUGUUUAAAGAUAAUGAUUUUGAUGAUGAACAACAGUCUGCACCAUCUGCAGAACAAAUUGAUUUUGUCCCAGUCCAGCCUUUAUCAUCUCCACAGUGUAACUUUUCCAGUGACUUAGGUUCUAAUGGAACAAAUUCUCUUGAACUUCAGAAAGUAUCAGGUAAUCAGCAAAUUAUAGGUCAGCCUCAGAUUGCUGUUACUGGACAUGGUCAGGGGCUGUUAGUUCAAGAACCAGAUGGACUCAUGGUUGCGACUCCAGCUCAGACGCUUACCGACACUCUUGAUGACCUGAUAGCAGCUGUGAGUAGCAGAGUGCCCACUGGUCCAAACAGUUCCUCUCAGACCACAGAAUGUCUUACACCUGAACCCUGUUUGCAGCCUGCAAGCAAUGUGGCUCCCCAGUCUGUUCUCCCUGUGUAUCCUUCCGUUGACAUUGAUGCUCAUACUGAGAGCAAUCAUGACACAGCGUUAACACUAGCUUGUGCUGGUGGUCAUGAAGAACUUGUAUCUGUACUCAUUGCACGAGAUGCAAAAAUUGAGCACAGAGACAAAAAAGGUUUCACACCACUGAUCCUGGCAGCAACAGCAGGACAUGUCGGAGUUGUUGAAAUCCUGUUAGAUAAAGGUGGAGAUAUAGAAGCACAAUCCGAACGAACCAAGGACACUCCACUUUCCUUAGCAUGUUCUGGUGGGCGUCAGGAGGUGGUAGACUUGCUGCUGGCUCGAGGUGCCAAUAAAGAACAUAGGAAUGUAUCUGAUUAUACACCACUGAGUCUAGCUGCAUCUGGAGGAUAUGUUAAUAUCAUUAAGAUUCUGCUUAAUGCUGGGGCAGAAAUUAAUUCGAGGACUGGGAGUAAACUAGGCAUUUCUCCCCUGAUGUUGGCUGCAAUGAAUGGACACGUUCCUGCAGUGAAACUGCUACUUGAUAUGGGUUCAGACAUUAACGCCCAGAUAGAGACGAAUCGGAACACAGCUCUCACCUUGGCCUGUUUCCAAGGACGAGCAGAAGUCGUGAGUUUGCUUCUGGACCGAAAAGCCAAUGUUGAACAUAGGGCAAAAACUGGUCUUACCCCCUUGAUGGAAGCUGCUUCUGGAGGGUAUGCAGAGGUUGGAAGAGUUCUCCUCGAUAAAGGAGCAGAUGUCAAUGCCCCACCUGUGCCUUCCUCAAGAGACACUGCUUUAACAAUAGCAGCGGACAAAGGUCACUACAAAUUUUGUGAGCUCCUGAUCAAUAGGGGAGCCCAUAUUGAUGUUCGUAACAAGAAAGGAAACACACCACUUUGGCUGGCAGCCAAUGGUGGUCAUUUUGAUGUAGUGCAGUUGCUAGUGCAAGCAGGAGCUGAUGUGGAUGCAGCAGAUAACCGGAAAAUUACACCCCUUAUGUCAGCAUUUCGCAAGGGUCAUGUAAAAGUAGUUCAAUAUUUGGUGAAGGAAGUUAACCAGUUCCCUUCUGAUAUUGAAUGCAUGAGAUACAUAGCAACAAUUACAGAUAAGGAACUGUUGAAAAAAUGUCACCAAUGUGUUGAGACAAUUGUGAAGGCUAAAGACCAGCAGGCUGCAGAAGCAAAUAAGAAUGCAAGUAUUCUUUUAAAGGAACUUGAUCUGGAAAAGUCAAGAGAAGAAAGCAGAAAGCAGGCUCUGGCAGCUAAAAGGGAGAAAAGAAAAGAAAAGAGAAAAAAGAAAAAAGAGGAACAGAAAAGGAAACAGGAAGAAGACGAAGAAAACAAACCUAAGGAAAAUUCAGAACUACCAGAGGAUGAAGAUGAAGAGGAGAAUUAUGAAGAUGUGGAGCAAGAAGUUCCCAUAGAACCUCCUAGUGCAACCACCACCACCACAAUUGGAAUCUCUGCAACAUCUACAACAUUCACAAAUGUGUUUGGGAAAAAAAGGGCCAACGUGGUGACAACCCCCAGCACAAAUCGGAAAAACAAGAAGAACAAAACAAAAGAGACCCCUCCCACUGCACAUUUGAUUUCACCGGAACAACACAUAUCUUUAGCUCAGCAAAAGGCAGAUAAAAAUAAAAUAAAUGGAGAACCCAGAGGUGGUGGUGCAGGUGGGAAUAGUGAUUCAGAUAAUUUGGACAGCACAGAUUGCAACAGUGAGAGUAGUAGUGGUGGUAAAAGCCAAGAGUUAAAUUUCACUGUGGACAUGAAUUCCUCUAGUGAUAGGAGAUAUCCCUCACUGCUACUCCACUCCCAAGAAGAAAAGACGAGUACCGCCCCUUCUAAAACUCAAACACGAACUGAAAGUGAAGUGAAUCCUAAUUCUUUGUCAACAAACUACAAGUCAAUGUCAUUGCCAUUAAGCUCUCCAAACAUAAAGGUGAAUCUCACUAGCCCUAAAAGGGGACAAAAAAGAGAAGAAGGGUGGAAAGAAGUUAUACGAAGGUCAAAGAAAUUGUCUGUUCCAGCCUCAGUGGUGUCCAGAAUAAUGGGAAGAGGAGGAUGCAACAUCACUGCAAUACAAGAUGUUACUGGAGCCCAUAUUGAUGUGGAUAAACAAAAAGAUAAGAAUGGUGAAAGAAUGAUCACAAUAAGAGGUGGUACAGAGUCAACAAGAUACGCGGUUCAGCUUAUCAAUGCACUUAUUCAAGAUCCUGCUAAGGAACUGGAAGACUUGAUUCCUAAAAAUCACAUCAGAACCCCUACCAGCACCAAAUCCAUUCAUGCAAACUUCUCUUCUGGAGUAGGCACCACAGCAGCUUCCAGUAAAAAUGCAUUUCCCUUGGGUGCUCCAACUCUUGUGACUUCACAGGCGACAACAUUAUCCACGUUCCAGCCCAAUAAUAAACUUAAUAAGAACGUUCCAGCAAAUGUACGUUCUUCUUUUCCAGUUUCUCUACCCUUGGCUUAUUCCCACCCUCAUUUUGCCCUACUGGCUGCUCAAACUAUGCAACAGAUUCGGCAUCCUCGCUUACCCAUGGCCCAGUUUGGAGGAACCUUUUCACCCUCUCCUAACACUUGGGGACCAUUCCCAGUGAGACCUGUGAAUCCUGGCAACACAAGUAGCUCUCCAAAACAUAAUAAUACAGGCCGUCUACCUAGCCAGAACGGGACAGUUUUGCCCUCAGAAUCUGCUGGACUAGCUACUGCCGGUUGUCCUAUCACUGUCUCUUCUGUAGUUGCUGCCAGUCAGCAACUGUGUGUGACUAAUACCCGGACUCCUUCAUCAGUCAGAAAGCAGUUGUUUGCCUGUGUGCCUAAGACAAGUCCUCCAGCAACAGUGAUUUCUUCCGUGACCAGCACUUGUAGUUCCCUGCCUUCCGUCUCCUCUGCACCUAUCACUAGUGGGCAAGUUCCUACCAGCUUUCUGCCCCCAAGUACUCCUCAAGCACAGCUUUCUUCACAAAAGAUGGAUUCUUUCUCUGCCAUGCCAGCUCCCAAAGAGAAGGUGUCCACACAGGACCAGCCCACAGCAAACUUGUGUACUCCAUCUUCAACUGCAAAUAGUUGCAGUAGCUCUGCCAGCAACACCCCAGGAGCUCCAGAAACUCACUCAUCUAAUAGUCCUACUCCUCCCUCUAAUAACACACAGGAGGAGGCACAGCCAUCCAAAGGGUCAGAUUUAAGUCCUAUGUCAAUGCCUUUUGCAUCUAACUCAGAACCUGCUCCAUUGACUUUGGCAUCACCCAGAUUGGCUGCUACUGAUAAUCAGGACACCAAUAAUUUACCUCAGUUAGCUGUACCAGCACCUCGAGUUUCUCAUCGAAUGCAGCCCAGAGGUUCUUUUUACUCAGUGGUACCAAAUGCAACUAUGCACCAGGAUCCCCAGUCUAUUUUUGUUACAAAUCCAGUUCCUCUAACACCACCUCAAGGCCCACCAGCUGCAGUGCAGCUUUCUUCAGCUAUGAACAUUAUGAAUGGUUCUCAGAUGCACAUUAACCCAGCAAAUAAAUCUUUGCCACCUACAUUUGGCCCAGCCACACUUUUCAAUCACUUCAGUAGUCUUUUUGAUAGCAGUCAGGUGCCAGCUAACCAGGGUUGGGGAGAUGGUCCAUUGCCCUCACGAGUUGCUGCAGAUGCUUCUUUUACUGUUCAGUCAGCAUUCCUAGGUAACUCUGUACUUGGACACUUGGAAAACAUGCACCCUGACAACUCGAAGGCACCUGGCUUCAGACCACCUUCCCAACGAGUUUCUACUAGUCCAGUUGGGUUGCCAUCCAUCGAUCCAUCAGGCAGCUCCCCAUCUGCCACUUCUGCUCCUUUGACAAGUUUUUCAAGCAUACCAGGAACGCGAGUUUUCCUGCAAGGGCCAGCUCCAGUUGGGACUCCUAGUUUCAACAGACAACAUUUUUCUCCCCAUCCUUGGACAAGCGCCUCAAACUCAUGUGACUCUCCUAUUCCAUCUGUUUCUUCGGGAUCAUCUUCACCUCUUUCAGCCACUUCUGCCCCGCCAACAUUGGGCCAACCAAAAGGAGGCAGUGCCAGUCAGGAUCGAAAGAUACCUCCCCCCAUUGGAACAGAGAGACUGGCCCGGAUUCGUCAAGGCGGGUCUGUUGCACAAGCCCCUGUGGGAACCAGUUUUGUCACUCCUGUUGGACACAGUGGAAUCUGGUCAUUUGGUGUCAAUGCUGUGUCAGAAGGCUUAUCAGGUUGGUCGCAGUCUGUGAUAGGAAACCAUCCAAUGCAUCAACAAUUAUCAGACCCAAGCACAUUCUCCCAGCAUCAGCCAAUGGAGAGAGAUGAUUCUGGAAUGGUAGCCCCCUCUAACAUUUUUCAUCAGCCUAUGGCAAGCGGUUUUGUGGAUUUUUCCAAAGGUCUGCCAAUUUCCAUGUAUGGAGGCACCAUAAUACCCUCUCAUCCUCAGCUUGCUGAUGUUCCAGGAGGCCCUCUGUUUAAUGGACUUCACAACCCAGAUCCUGCUUGGAACCCUAUGAUUAAAGUUAUCCAAAACUCAACUGAAUGCACUGAUGCUCAGCAGAUUUGGCCUGGCACGUGGGCACCUCAUAUUGGAAACAUGCAUCUCAAAUAUGUCAACUAAUUUAGAAGGUCUUUACUCUUUAGCCUUGUUUGAGAAACCUAUGACCUUGGAAGAACCCUGGGGAUUUUUUUUUUAAUGUGCCUAACUAAGAAAUUUUCUCUGAGGCUUUAGCAAUGGAAAUUUGAUUGCCCAUUGUAUAAGAACAAAUUGAUUUCCUAUCCACCUGAUUAUGUUCUCUGGUUAGUUUAGCCAUUUUGAAAUUAAGAUCAGAGGAACUUAGUGCUUUUGGCUAAACAUACUGAAUGCUAUUUGUAUGCAGAAGAGAAUUAGAUGAUUACAUGUUUCAACGUUUUAGGGUGGUAAAUACAUGUAUAAUUGUUUACAUACUUAAAAGGAAAAAAUUGAGUAAAUUUCUUGUCAUAUAGUGGCUCUACUUAAUGUAGCCUGUAUUAAUGUGAAAUAUUUACCAGAAUAUUCAAUAAAAAGAUGAACAGUGUUUAGAAGUGGGGUGUGAUCCUUUCAGUAGUCAUACAGGUACCACCCAAUCCACAAAUCAUGUUGAACCAGGUUGAUAAUACUGUAUUUAUAACAGGCUUCUCAAGUGUGACACUUCAGAGUCUAUUCUUAGACUGUCUUUAAAAAGCUCUUUUAAGAUUUGUUAUCUGCCUGUUCUGUGUUAAACAUUCCUUUUCCCUUGUUGUCUUCCAUAUCAUCUUCCAUGUGAAAAAGUUUCAAACCCCAGCAGUUUAUCUUAUCUGACUUUAGCAGAUAAGCCAUUGAUACAGUUUAACUCUUCAGGGCUUAUGAGUAUAUUAAUAAGAACAAUGGGAUUUAAAUCAGAUGACACUGAACAAACUUAGGGACACUCAAAUCAUCAACUUCAGGUUCCUUUGUGCUUCCAAAUUUUUUUAUCUAAAAGAUUUAUUCAAUUAUAAGUGUUUUAAGUUCUGUAUGAGUUGGGGCAAGAAUGGGGGUGACUCCUGUAAUUCUUUUGUGUCGUUGAAGCAGCUGAGUAAUGUUUAUAAAUAUGUGACUAAUUCUGGGCUUAGUUCCAUGGCCCCAAGAAUGAAGAGCCAGUAUGUUUAACAAGCUAAACACAGGAACACUGGAAUGAGUUUGCUUUGGCCAAACCAUAUGCCGUGCCAAGAAUCUGAUGCAAUAGACAAGGAAAUGCUGUUCCACUGAUUAGAAUAGUCAUCAACUUGUUCAUGUAUUUUCAUGCAGUUGAAUUUCCUGGUCUUGUAUAGGCCGUCUAAAAAAGAAAACAACAGAAUGUUUGGGGCUGAUAGAGAAGCCAAAAUGCUUAUCAAGGCAAAGGAAGAUGCAUAGACAUAUAGGAGUAACUAGGGAAAGAGCCAUAUAAGCUGCACUCUUCUACUGUCAUGCCAACAAGAGUUCUUAAUUUUCUCUGCCUAGCACCCAGAUCAUACACAUCAUGUUUGUUCUGCAUUAGACAUAUCUGGUUCCUUUGUCUUCUGUAUCAUCUUACAGAUGAGAGAGCUUCUUUGAACUCAUUUCUUAUUUUGUAUUUUGAAUUGAUUUGGAGUGUAUCACUGGUGUGGAAGCUGCCACCUUUGUAGUACUUGAUAACUGCAUCAAGUAUUUUCAAGAGGCCUUCUGACCACUUUUUGGGGAGACAAAAGACCCCUUGGAUCACCUACAUAUCUUGCUGGUCCCACUUGCCACUAAUAAAAAAAAUUACACUUUAUGAGUGAAAUGAAUGAAACUACUCUAGAUGAAAUGUACACUAGUGAGGUAAUAUUAAAGUAAAUUAUUCAGUGAACCAAAAAGGUGAGUUUUGUUCUACCUUAACUAUCUGCAAUACAUUUGGAUUGUCUGAAGAAGCCCUUAAGCCCAUAUUCUGCACUCUGAGGACAACAGAAAGAGAAUUUUUUAUUUCUAGUCAGCUAAAAACCAUGAGGCAAAAAGAAAGCAAUUAUGAGAAAGCCCUAGGAAGAUUAGAAAGAAACGGGAAAUAUGGGUUGGGAGGAGUUCUUUAGGAUACUCUCCUCCCUUCCCUCUUAUCAGCACUGCCUUCCUUUCUUUUUCACUGUUUGGAUCCCAGUAGCCUACUCCCUACCCCAUUUUGCCUGCUACAAUCUCUUCUUCCUCUGUCUGCCUCUUCCUGACAUUACUUUACUGCUAUUUUACCAUCCUGAACAUUGGAUAAAACCUAGCUCAGGUAAGAACUUAAUUAUUUUCAAAAUAUACAAGGGAUUUGGGAGGGGGAUGGAAUGGUUAAGUGGAAUAAGAGUCAGAAGCCUAAGUUCUGUUUUUAGUUCUGCCACUGCCAAGCUUUAGGCAAGUCAUUUCACCUUUAUAGGCUUCACUUUCCUCAUUGGAAAAUGAACUUAAAUGAAUUAAAAACAUCCCAUGGUUCUAACACAGAUUUUUUUUUCUUCUUAUGAAUGAGAAUAUAAGGUAUGAGGAUAAUGGAAAUCAUUAGAAUGUUUAUAGUGCUGAGAUUUGAGCACCCCUACUGUUGGUUCUGACAUGGAACCAAAAGCCUGCUGUGGGGCCAGUAUUGACUUUGAGAUUUUAGCAGAGACAGAAGAAAGCCUUGCAUAUCCUAGAAAGACCUCAUGUCAUUAAGAAACAUUCUGCUGAGGCACAGAUCAAAUCCCAUGACAGUAACAGCUCUUUCAAGGAAUAAAACUAUAUCUUCAAGGUUUCUGGACCCACUUAUUUCAAGUAGUGUUCAAUGUAAUAAAAUUUUACCACCAAUAAAAUUACUGACUGUUUUUAGACCCUUUAAACCUACUGUGGCUACAGUGUGCUGAC
This is a messenger RNA of Choloepus didactylus (southern two-toed sloth), 10592 nucleotides long. Its product is annotated as ankyrin repeat and KH domain-containing protein 1. The coding region runs from base 138 to 7871 and encodes 2577 amino acids. Lineage: Eukaryota; Metazoa; Chordata; Mammalia; Pilosa; Megalonychidae. Gene Ontology annotation, molecular function: protein binding; RNA binding. The transcript is spliced from 35 exons. Gene Ontology annotation, biological process: innate immune response. Gene Ontology annotation, cellular component: cytoplasm. The record is from RefSeq and is a predicted model, not a curated record.